AUGUUUGUGAUGCUGCUCGGAAUUAAUCCUUCUUCCUCUCCAACCUCACGAUAUACAUUUUCUCCAGACAAAUUGAAUGAAGAUAUGAUUAGUAAAUUUCCAAAUCAUUUAGCAAUUGCAAUUGAUACAGAAAUGCUUUCUCCACAUGUUCUCCAUCAUGAUGACCUUUCUCAAAAACGAGUUACAUGUUUAGAUGAAAUCGCCAUGAAGCAAAUUCAAAACAUGAUUUAUUGGUCACUGACAACUUUUUCAAAGCUGAAAAAUCACUCCAUUCAGAGUAUUGCAUUCUAUGAUAAAUAUGGAAUAUUGGAAAAGCAUGCAACACAAAUAUUCACCUUUAUUGAAAGAGUUCUGAAAAAUCAUGAAGUGAAAUUUACCGCCAAAAAUAUUCAAUUAUUAGAAACCAAACAAAAUAUUGAACAUGAAAUUCCAUGUUUAAAAAUUCCAACCAAGAAUAUUGUCCAUAAUCACACUCAAACCUUAGUUGUUCGAUUACUGAGUUUUCAAAACUGUGGAAAACCAAGUAUUACGAAAUUAGCCAAUUCCAUUUUUGAAGAGUUGAAGCACAAACAAGACAUGGAAAAUUUAAAAGAACUAGUAAGGCAUCAUGUGAGUGAGAAAUUGCAUCGUCACACCAAAGAAAAUAUUCCUGAACCAAACAUGUUAAUUUCAUUUAGCACUCCUGUUUUACUUCUUCAUGGUUUCUCUCCUCUGCAUUUGAAAUACACCCAAAUUAGUCAUGUUGAAAAGUGUUUUGUCACACAAUUCACUGAACAAGACUUUGUAAAAUGUGUAUUAGAAUAUGUCUCUUGUAAUCAAAGAUUUGGAAAAUAA
Naegleria fowleri is the source of this 834-nucleotide messenger RNA. RefSeq lists its product as uncharacterized. Gene Ontology annotation, cellular component: endoplasmic reticulum membrane; dehydrodolichyl diphosphate synthase complex. Gene Ontology annotation, molecular function: ditrans,polycis-polyprenyl diphosphate synthase [(2E,6E)-farnesyl diphosphate specific] activity. Bases 1 to 834 code for a protein of 277 amino acids. NCBI's taxonomy places the organism in Eukaryota, Heterolobosea, Eutetramitea, Acrasida, Naegleriidae. The transcript is spliced from 2 exons. The record is from RefSeq and is a predicted model, not a curated record.